GCAUUUAAACCUCACAUGCCGUGGAGUUUCACACGAAAUUUAAAUGCGAUAUCUAUAAAAGCGAUGUAAUUUUCAGAAAUUGCAGUCUUUUAAUAUGUCAUUCGUUCGAAUAAAGAUGUACAUACGAAUAGUGUUUGUUUUAGUUGCAACUGUGAGUUAUUGCCAUGGUUAUAUAUGUGACGCUAUACUAGUCAAGUUGCCACAAGGAACAAUUGACGGGAUAACUUCAAUAAGUGGUAAUGGGAAAGAAUACUAUUCGUUCCAAGAAAUACCAUAUGCAGCGCCGCCUAUUGACAAAUUAAGAUUUAAAGAGCCUCAACCGCCUACCCCGUGGACAGAUAUAAGAGAAACGUGUAUAAAUAAAAAAGUGUGUAUGCAAAAAAAUGAGAGUGCCCUCACGCAUGUACCUAGUGACAUGACAAUAUCUGAAGAUUGUUUGUACCUGAAUGUAUACACACCUCAAAAACCUGGUACGUCGGAACAACCAUUACCUGUUUUAUUUUACAUCCAUGGGGGUGGAUUUUUUUAUGGUUCUGGUGCUAGACAGUACCAUGAACCAAAGUAUUUCAUGGACUAUGACGUUGUUGUUGUGACUUUCAAUUACCGCUUGGGACCCUUCGGUUUUUUAACAACAGCUGAUGAUGUGAUACCAGGAAAUUUAGGGCUCAAAGACCAAUUAUACGCACUGAAAUGGACAGUCGAGAAUAUUAAUCUAUUUGGAGGUGAUGCUGAUAAAAUUACUGUAGUUGGUGAGAGCGCAGGUGCUACAUCAGCUGGAUUUAUGCAACUUAGUAAAAGAACUGAAGGACUAGCUAGGGCUUACAUCUUACAAAGUGGUUCGCCAGUUUCUCCUUUUGCGUAUCAAGACGCCCCAAGGGAAUAUGCUUUCAAAAUGGGGAAAUUAUUGGAUUCAAAUUUUAACUCUAACGAUUCUGUAGCACUUUUGAAUCUGCUAAUGGAUACACCAGCUGAGAAGAUACAAGCUGCACCUAUACAAAAUGUGGGGCAUACCAUAAAUCCUAUUGGAGCUUUGGCAAUUUGGUUGCCAGUAAUAGAGGACCCCACUUUUCCUAAUUCUUUCAUCACUGAACCAAUGGUGGAUUCACUUUUAUCUGGAAAUUAUAAUAAAGUACCUUUAAUGACUGGAACUACUUCUGAGGAAGCCGUAUACUUUUUACAAUAUCUAACAAAUGAACAGCUUGCAUACUUUCAAAAUAUGCUAGACUCGAAUUUGAAUCUAACUGUUCAUCCAAGACUCAAUAUCAACCCUGAACAGCUCUCGCAAGCUGCUAAAGAAUAUAAGGAGGUAUAUACAAAAACUAAUUUCUCUGAUGACGCAGCAGCGUAUAUUAAGUAUAUCGGAGAAGAUGUUUUUAGUACACCCAACAUCCACCACGCAGCUCUUGUUUCGAAAAAAGCACCAGUCUACUUCUAUGAAUUUAGUUAUAGAGGACAAAUGGGAGUACAGGAUCUACCAGUGUUUCCAGGUGCAAAUAAUGUUGGUCAUACCGAAGAUCUUCACUACUUGUUUGGAGGAAUAGAGGGUGUAUCAGAACCAUUAUCUCAGUUUCCUGAUGAAGAUAGACAAACUAUGAAAAAGAUGUUGACGCUUUGGACAAAUUUCGUGAAAACUUUAAACCCCACUCCAGUCAAAGAUGAACUUCUUAAUAAUGUUUCCUGGCCUAUGAUGAAAUGUGGUGAACCUCUGAAUUUUUUGAGUAUUAAUAGAACUUUAGUACCUCUAGUCAAUCCCAAGUAUUACACAAAAGUGAAACAAGUUUUAGAUAAGUACGUUAAGCCGCCAUAUUAUGUAUAUUAAUUUUUUAUUUAUUUAUAUCUGUACUUAAUUAGUUUAAGCAAUAAAUAUUACAUUUUUUGAA
Diorhabda sublineata is the source of this 1880-nucleotide messenger RNA. Its product is annotated as carboxylesterase 5A-like. The record is from RefSeq and is a predicted model, not a curated record. The transcript has 11 exons. The coding region runs from base 95 to 1819 and encodes 574 amino acids. Lineage: Eukaryota; Metazoa; Arthropoda; Insecta; Coleoptera; Chrysomelidae.